ACACAAUCCCUACUAUAUCUUCUCAUGUUUUUAUCAAAAUUUCAAAAUCAUGCUCGAAUAUUAUGGGUUGCAUACGAACCAACACUUGGGCUACCCACGUCAAACAGGCCCAUAUUUAUCCCCAUCGUUUUGCACAAAUUUUCACGAAAGCCCUUACUCCAGAGCAGACAACGUGAAACCUUUGGUUAUUUCUUGAGGAAGAAGACGACGAACAACUGAAGAAGAAAGAGGGAAGUGAGCCGAAUAGGCGGCAAAGACAUAAAAUUUCUUUGACUAUCUGCACGAACGGAGCGUGAGCGAUUCUGGUUGUAAUCAAAGAUGUCUUGGAGAUAUUAUAGCCGGACAACAAUCUUUUCCCCUGAGGGCCGUCUCUACCAAGUUGGGUACGCAAUGGAGGCCAUUGGGAAUGCGGGUACCGCAAUCGGUAUACUGUCGAAAGACGGGGUUGUCUUGGUUGGUGAGAAGAAAGUCACAUCCAAACUCCUCCAAUCCUCAACUUCCACUGAGAAAAUGUACAAGAUAGAUAACCAUGUCGCUUGUGCUGUGGCUGGCAUAAUGUCUGAUGCCAACAUUCUGAUAAACACCGCUCGGGUCCAAGCUCAACGCUACGCCUCGGUCCGUUAGUGCGGAAACAAAAUUUAGAUUACCUCACCAAGAUAUAGACCCACUGUUGAACAUAAUAAAAUACAAGAAAUAAAGACAUCGAGAAAUUUACGAGGUUCGGCAAAAAUCUGCCUACGUCUCUAGAGAGAUAUUGCUCUUCACUAUGAGAAUAAUAAUACAAGUUACACAUGAGUUAAAUCGACAUAACCCAAUCUCAAAUCCCUUGUACAUCCACUCACAAAGUUUUCCCAAAAGCCUCACUCUACCCCAAGAGUUCUUUCACUAUAAUACUUUUCACUCUAGCUCUCUUGAUUUUCUCUCAACCCAUGUUCAACCCUUCCUCCCAUGGGAGAGCCGGAUGCUCUCCCCCUUGGAUGCUUCUAUGAUGCUUACCUUCCCACUUUCCAAGCAUACUAAAUGCACAAAUAUUGCAUCUAGUUAUGGGCAUACGCUAGCAACCAUGCCAACAACCAAGACCAAAAAGUCUUAAGUUCACAUGACAUAAUCAUCACCUAGCCUACCUAGCGUGCACCAAAGUCUAUACCUAGCCUAUAGAGUACAACUUUUUCUCCAUUUGCCAUUUGAUGCAUAGAAGAGAAAACAUGCACAAUUGCAUGCAAGCAAACACAAAGUCACGGUUGCUGUCAUUUCCUUGUAGCAUUCACAUGGUCUUCAAUUGUUGUCAACACAUGACUUAAAAUUACUUACAAAUGUAUAAGCCAAAUACAACAGUUUGCAUAUCAGGAACCGAUGCCUGUGGAGCAGCUUGUUCAAACUCUUUGUGAUACCAAGCAGGGGUACACGCAGUUUGGUGGUCUCCGGCCAUUUGGUGUUUCGUUUUUGUUCGCUGGUUAGGACAAGAAUUAAGGUUUCCAGCUUUACAUGAGUGAUCCGAGCGGAAACUAUGCUGGCUGCAAAGCUGCUGUGAUUGGGUCUAACAACCAAGCUGCGCAGUCAAUGCUUAAGCAGGAUUACAAGCAUGAUAUGACUAGGGAAGAGGGAGUCGAGCUAGCGCUGAAGGUGCUCAGUAAAACCAUGGACAGCACAAGUCUCACCCCAGAGAAGCUUGAAUUGGCUGAUGUAUUUCUCUCACCUUCCGGAAAAGUGAAAUAUCAAGUUUGUCCGCCUGCAUGUUUGAGUAAGUUGUUGGGGAAGGUUGGGGUUAACCAGCCAGCUCCCGAGGAUUCGUAAGCUUUUUCUGCAUUUUGUCCUGACCUUUAUAAUCUUGGGGAAAGUUUAAAGUUUGUGCUGUUUGACACACGAUGUGAUUUGUUUUUUAAGUUUGUUUUAUCAUAUUACCACGUGUUUAAAUUGCCUGCA
Pyrus x bretschneideri (Chinese white pear) is the source of this 1923-nucleotide messenger RNA. RefSeq names its product proteasome subunit alpha type-4-like. Gene Ontology annotation, cellular component: cytosol; proteasome core complex, alpha-subunit complex; proteasome core complex. The record is from RefSeq and is a predicted model, not a curated record. NCBI's taxonomy places the organism in Eukaryota, Viridiplantae, Streptophyta, Magnoliopsida, Rosales, Rosaceae. The transcript is spliced from 2 exons.